This is a messenger RNA of Aspergillus terreus NIH2624, 1068 nucleotides long. Its product is annotated as KH domain-containing protein. Lineage: Eukaryota; Fungi; Ascomycota; Eurotiomycetes; Eurotiales; Aspergillaceae. The transcript is spliced from 2 exons. The coding region runs from base 1 to 1068 and encodes 355 amino acids. Gene Ontology annotation, cellular component: cytoplasm; nucleus. Gene Ontology annotation, molecular function: mRNA 3'-UTR AU-rich region binding. Gene Ontology annotation, biological process: 3'-UTR-mediated mRNA stabilization. The record is from RefSeq and is a predicted model, not a curated record.
AUGGAUUCCACCGAAAUGCACGACGCCACCAUGGUCGACGAGUCGAUGAAUGAUGCCAACAUGAUCGACGAACCCGAGAUCGAAGUCACUCCCAAGACCGAGGAGGAAUACGCCCAGUCCAUGCUGACGCUCCGCGCCAUCGUUUCGUCCAAGGAAGCCGGCAUCAUUAUCGGCAAGGCGGGUAAAAAUGUCGCCGAUCUGCGCGACGAGACCGGUGUCAAGGCCGGUGUGAGCAAGGUGGUCCCCGGUGUGCACGAUCGCGUUCUGACGGUGACCGGUCCUCUGCAUGGUACCGCCCGCGCGUAUGCCCUGGUCGCCAAGGGCUUACUGGAGGGCGCUCCGCAGAUGGGCAUGGGUGGCAUUGUGUCCAACAACGGAACUCAUCCCGUGCGACUUCUGAUCUCGCACAACCAGAUGGGUACCAUCAUCGGACGACAGGGCCUGAAAAUCAAGCACAUCCAGGAUGCUUCCGGUGUUCGCAUGGUCGCCCAGAAGGAAAUGCUGCCGCAGUCGACCGAACGGAUUGUGGAGGUGCAAGGAACGCCUGAGGGAAUCGAAAAGGCUGUCUGGGAGAUUGGCAAAUGCCUGAUCGACGACUGGCAGCGCGGUACCGGUACCAUCCUCUACAAUCCCGCUGUCCGAGCCUCGGUUGGUUCGGGCUCGACGAACACCAACAUGGGUAAUGGCUAUGGCAGCCGCCCCUACAACCGCACCGGCAAUGGCGCCGACUUCAGCGACCAGUCCGGUGGAUACAGCAGCAGACGGUCCAAUUCCGACGCCGGCCGGUUCCCCAUGGUCGCCGAGGACGGCGAUGAGAUCCAGACGCAGAACAUCAGCAUCCCCGCUGAUAUGGUUGGAUGCAUCAUCGGCAGAGCCGGAAGCAAGAUCACGGAGAUCCGUAGGAGCUCGGGAGCCCGGAUCUCCAUUGCAAAGGCCCCUCACGACGAAACGGGUGAGCGCAUGUUCACCAUUAUGGGUAGUGCUGCGGCGAACGAGAAGGCUUUGUAUCUGUUGUAUGAGAACCUUGAAGCGGAGAAGACGCGUCGCAGCCAGCAGCCCCCGGAGUGA